AUGGCUCAUAGACGAUUCGGUGCAUUUUAUGCCCGAUCAUUCGAGCGAAGACCAUGGCUAACGCUAGCGAUUGCUAAUGGAACCUUGGGAGCAUUGGCUGAUACGUUAGCACAAACAUUGGAGAAGUAUAAUGGCAAGCCAGCCAAACAAAUACCAUCAAAAGAGGACGUCACUCAAAAAUUAGAAGGAACACAAAGUCAAUGGGACUUCGCUAGAACAAGUAGAUUCUUCGCCUUUGGUGUGGGUAUGGCACCUCUUUUGGCCGAAUGGAAUAAAUGGAUCGAACAUCGAUUCCCACUACGAUCUUCAGUAGGAGCAGUAGCCGGUAAAGUCAGUUUAACAGCUUUGGGAAAACGUGUGGCAGUUGAUCAAAUUGCCUUUGCCCCUUUUGGUCUAGUCUGCUUCGUUGGAGCGAUGGGUUUCAUGGAAGGUCGUUCAGUCCAAGGCGUUGGUCAAAAGUUCGAUGAGAUGUACAUGUCUGCUUUAUUGGCUAAUUGGCAAGUUUGGCCUUUGGUUCAAACAAUCAACUUUCGUUUCAUGCCUUUACGUUAUCGUGUUCCAUUCACAGGAGCAAUCGGAAUCGCUUGGCAAGUAUUCUUAAGCAUCUUGAAUGCUAGCAGGAAUAAAGUUGGAACGGUAGAGCAAGGCAAGAUUGGUAGGUAUCUACGAUGA
Meira miltonrushii is the source of this 672-nucleotide messenger RNA. RefSeq lists its product as uncharacterized. The coding region runs from base 1 to 672 and encodes 223 amino acids. Lineage: Eukaryota; Fungi; Basidiomycota; Exobasidiomycetes; Exobasidiales; Brachybasidiaceae. The transcript has 3 exons. Gene Ontology annotation, cellular component: cytoplasm; membrane. The record is from RefSeq and is a predicted model, not a curated record.